Arctia plantaginis is the source of this 1926-nucleotide messenger RNA. NCBI's taxonomy places the organism in Eukaryota, Metazoa, Arthropoda, Insecta, Lepidoptera, Erebidae. The record is from the annotation of a GenBank genome assembly.
AUGAUCGGAAGUGACUAUACGUUGGAAUUGUGCAAUGUUUUUCAUUCUGGACAGGUGGAGCCAGGGAGUUUUUUCCAACGUCUAACAGGGGGUGUGAAGACUGGAGUUAUUCUAAAAGAUGUUUCUUUUACCACACACAGUGGAGAAGUUACUGCUAUAUUGGGAUCUAAAGGUAGUGGCAAACGGGCUCUCCUCGAUGUCAUCGCUAACCGCGUACCUUCCAAAGGACACAUUCUGCUCGAGGGAAUCCCCCUGGAAUCAGAUCACUUCAACAGCACCUGUGCGCUAGUGCGACAUAGUACAAGACUGCUACCUGGACUCAGUGUACAGCAAACGUUGGGACUCUCACUUACAAAGAUUUCAGGAUAUUUGAAAUCGUCAAAGGUGAAGCAAGUUAUGGCUGAUCUAGCACUGUCGAACGUUGCUCACAAAUGCGUCACAAAUCUCACAAAGAGCGAGUACAGAAGAUUAAUCAUAGGUGUUCAACUGAUCCGGGAUCCUAUUAUUCUACUGUUAGACGAACCGACAUGGGAUCUGGACCCUCUCAACACAUAUCUGGUGAUAUCAAUACUGUCUAACGCAGCUAAGAAGUAUGGAACAGCAAUCAUACUAACUAUGGAGAAACCCAGAUCAGAUGUGUUCCCGUUCUUGGACCGAGUGGUGUACCUAUGUCUCGGCGAUGUGGUAUACGCCGGCCCCACUAGGAAUCUUCUGGAUUACUUCGGCAGUAUCGGCUUCCCCUGCCCACAGCUCGAGAACCCACUCAUGUAUUAUUUAUGCCUAUCAACAGUAGACCGAAGAUCACGUGAGAGGUUUAUUGAGUCUAACCAUCAGAUAGCUGCUUUAGUGGAGAAAUUUAAACUAGAAGGCCAGGGCAUCAUGCAAGGCAAUCUGCACGAGAACAACCGUAUCGUUAACCCUAACAAGAUACAGCUGAACUAUGGCAGACCAGGAGGAAUACAUGUUAUUUGGAUGUUGUACUUGAGACUCCUAGCUUCAAUAUUCAACCUAAAGAAGAAUGGAAUAAAACAAAUGUUCAUGAGGCUAUUUUCUUUACCGAUAUAUUUUUUCAUAUUGUGGGUAUUCUAUAACGAAGCACAGGACUACCAAAGAGCCUUUAUCACUAAAAGCGGCUUGAUAUUUAACGCGAUGGUAGGGACUUAUUUCAUCAGCAUUAUGAACACAAUAUGUCUCUAUAGUCCAUAUCGUACUCGCUACUACCAAGAAUCACAAGAGGGACUGUACAGCGGCGCAAGUUUACUUUUGUCCUGGAAUUUAGUCUCUUUGCCUUUCUCUUUUCUAAGCGCGUGUGCUUCUGCUGCUAUUAUUUACCCGAUCCUGUCUAAUAUAUCGGAAAACUUGGACUUCUUGUACUUUGCACUGGUACUGUGGUCAUGCUACAUAUAUGCGGAGCAGCAGGCUAUUGGCAUUAUGAUGUUUGUGAAGAAUGGCCUCAUCGCUGCCGUCGUUAAUAUAUACCUAACCUGUAUUUACGUGAUGCUUGCUAGUGGUGUUUUAAGAUCCUACAAGGGCUUCGAAGAAUGGCUGUACUACAUCACUUACGUCACACACACUCGAUAUGCUUCAAUAUUCCUUCACAGAAACAUUUUUAAGCAGCCUUAUUUCAACAAUCUUCCAUACAGUGAUAAUGAAAACUGCACUUCGACAGCAUCAAGCCUCAUACAAACUUCGUCCAAUUUGAAUACUAAUUCGAACGCCAACUGUCGAUAUACAAGCGGGAAAGCUUUUUUGACAGAAAGAUUUUCGUCUAAAAACUUCAAUGGAGAUAUUGACUUAUCGGGAGACUUCCAGCCCGACUUCAAUUUAGGCGUCUCGUUUGCUUUUUCGUUAGGAAUCAUGGUGUUCAAUAAAUUUUUGUAUUUAAUACCUUUGCCCAGUUACAUUACUGAUAAGUUUAGAGAAUAA